Messenger RNA from Ictalurus punctatus (channel catfish), 2465 nucleotides. It is a transcript of the gene ctsf, whose product is annotated as cathepsin F. The transcript has 14 exons. NCBI's taxonomy places the organism in Eukaryota, Metazoa, Chordata, Actinopteri, Siluriformes, Ictaluridae. The coding region runs from base 203 to 1615 and encodes 470 amino acids. Gene Ontology annotation, cellular component: lysosome. Gene Ontology annotation, molecular function: cysteine-type endopeptidase activity; cysteine-type endopeptidase inhibitor activity. The record is from RefSeq and is a predicted model, not a curated record.
CCCCAAUCACGCCAUUAAGCGAGGUAAAGCAUUACAAUGUCAAAGAGGCUUCAGGCGCCAUGUUUGUUUGGGGCAGUUCAGUAAUCCGCUGAAGCUGCGCCAGACGAUCGGUCUUUAACAGGAACAACAAACACUGUCUGCGGACUUUAAUUAAAACAAACCCUGAUCUAACCUCGGUCCCUUUCUGCACUUUGGGCUGGACAUGAUGGAUCUGGGCCUUAGCCGCUGCCUCGUCCUGGCUGUGUGUGUGUGCGCGGUUGUGAGAGGAGAUGAUGAUGGACGCAUUGAGACUGCAGGAGCUCCAGUGCAUUUGUCCGACUCGGACCCGGGACUUCUUAAAGCACUCAAAUUCGCUGAAGAUCGCUACAACCAGCUGUCUAACGGAAUGCACAUCCGCAGAGUCAGUAAGAUCAUAUCUGCUACCAGACAGCUUGUGAAGGGAGUGAGAUACAGCAUCACUGUAGAGACUGGAAGAACUCAGUGUAAGAAGUCUGCAGAGCUGCAUGUUCCUGAGGAGUGUGAAUUUUUCCAAGAGUCACACAAACAGAAGACGGAGGUGUGUUUGUUUGAAGUGUGGAACAUUCCCUGGGAGAACAAGUCCACUCUACUCAAACAGAAAUGUCAGCCUGCAGUUCCAAAGGAGACUAAAAAGGUUGUGAGUGUCCCUCUGUCUCGUGACAAGCCCACCCAGGAAACUGUAGACCUUCUGAUGCAGUUCAAAGACUUCAUGGUCAAGUACAACCGCACGUAUACCUCUCAGGAAGAGGCUGAGAAGCGUCUGCGUAUUUUCCAGCAGAAUCUGAAAACAGCGCAGACCCUGCAGGCUCUGGACCAGGGAACAGUGGAGUAUGGUGUUACCAAAUUCAGCGACCUUACAGAGAAUGAGUUCAGGAUGAUUUACCUGAACCCCAUGUUGAAUCAGUGGAGCCUACAGAAACAGAUGAAGCCAGCAGCUCCAGCAAGUAAGGCCGCUCCGGACAGCUGGGACUGGCGAGAACACGGAGCUGUCAAUAAUGUCAAGAACCAGGGCUUAUGUGGUUCAUGCUGGGCUUUCUCUGUCACUGGGAACAUUGAAGGCCAGUGGUUCAAGAAAACUGGACAACUGCUGUCCCUCUCAGAGCAAGAGUUGGUGGACUGUGAUAAGCUGGAUCAAGCAUGUGGCGGCGGACUUCCAUCCAACGCAUAUGAAGCUAUUGAAAACCUUGGGGGUCUUGAGACAGAGAUAGACUACAGCUACACAGGACACAAGCAGGGUUGUGAGUUCUCCUCUGGGAAAGUGGUGGCCUACAUCAACAGCUCUGUAGAACUGCCCAAGGACGAAAACGAUAUUGCUGCUUGGCUGGCUGAGAAUGGCCCUGUCUCUGCUGCCCUCAAUGCUUUUGCGAUGCAGUUCUACAGAAAGGGAGUGUCUCACCCUCUGAAGAUUCUAUGCAACCCCUGGAUGAUCGAUCACGCUGUGCUACUUGUCGGAUAUGGAGACCGUAACGGCGUACCAUUCUGGGCCAUUAAGAACAGUUGGGGAGAAGACUACGGAGAGCAUGGUUACUACUACCUGUACAGAGGAUCCAAUCUGUGUGGAAUUAACAAGAUGUGUUCCUCUGCGGUGGUUGACUAGGAGCCUAUGCGAGCACAUACACGUGUUAACAAGGAUAUAGUUCAUUUGUAGUGAAGACACAUACCACACAUACAAAACCAUCCAUAAAUACACAAGAAAUAUUUACAGUGUUCUAACCUAUUCAAGCUGUGACGUGUGAAGUGUUCAAGUAUUCACUCUUAUUUAGUACUAUAACUAUUGCGUGUUGAAAACACCACAGUACCUCAUGAAGUGUCAGUACCUCAUAUAACUUCCAUUUCCGUUACAAACAUAACGUGCAACAUCUCUGAGCCUGUGACAUGAAGCUUCAGAUCAUUAGGUUAGACCUUUACACUAGUGUUUUAUCAUGUUUGCAUUAUAAUUUAAGUACUUACUUUUAAACUAAUAUUUGAGUAAUAGUUUUAAAUGUGUUGCUGUGACAUCAAUAUUAAUUCAUAUUUGCUUAUUGAUUUCAUUGAGUUCUAAUUGUAUGCAUUUGACUACUGGAUUUUGGAAGCUGCUUACCACAUAAUGAUGAAUACUUUUUGCAAUAUUUAAGUUAUUAAAUAAUAUUGAUUAGAAGUGGUAGUUUAAGAUUAAUUUUUCAUUGUAAUUUUGAUUUACAAUUAGAUAACUAUGCUCCCAAGAAACAGAAAUGAUUUCUCUCAGUUUGAAGUGCUCAUAACACAGUAUGUGAAAUAUAUUCUAAAUAUGUACUGUAUAAGUUUAUUAUUCAUGAUGACACAGAAAGUGCGGCAUAAUACUAAUUUGUUAAUUGUCCAAGCUUUCAUUUGAGAUCUUUUUUGAGAAUUUCUUCUUGCAUGGUUUUAGAGGUCCCUCCCCUUUGGUAAUCUUCUUGGUCAAUCCGCUGAAUAAAGUCAUAAAACCUGUA